Messenger RNA from Suillus plorans, 564 nucleotides. RefSeq lists its product as uncharacterized. The transcript has 5 exons. The coding region runs from base 1 to 564 and encodes 187 amino acids. The record is from RefSeq and is a predicted model, not a curated record. NCBI's taxonomy places the organism in Eukaryota, Fungi, Basidiomycota, Agaricomycetes, Boletales, Suillaceae.
AUGCGGCCGAUGGUCAUAAGACUAGUCAAGGCCCAGAAACUUAAGGGGCUGACUAUUCAAUUUGUUCUUUUACACUAUCACAGCCACGCCCGUAACGUAUUACGGCGGAAGACGAUGGGCCCUACUACUGCGUCCGACAGCCCCGUUGCACCAAUAUUUGUCUAUGGGACGUUAAUGGCCGCCCCUCUCCUGGCCUGGGCAAUAAAGGGCGACUCGUCGAAAGCGGGAGACGUCCACUCUCAGCGUAAACCUGGGACAAUAACCGGUUUCGAAAGGCGCCGCGUCCAUCGCCGUGAUUAUCCUGCGCUCAUCCGUAGCAAUGACACUCGCACUGUUGAUGGAUAUGUAAUCUUUCCCACCAGCCCCUCGGAGUGGAAGAAAUUGGAUAAUUACGAGGGUAUUGUGGUGGAUAUGGCCGAUGGAGGCAAGUUGGAUGCAUCCACAUACGUGUGGAAGGGGGAAGCAGAGACUUUAGCAGAUGAGGAUUGGGUUUUUGCGUAUUUUGAGACCGAGAGACUGGACGCCUGGCUCAAGCGCUUUGGUGGAAUGGUGCUUGCCGGUUGA